AUGGAGCCCGAUAGAAUUGGACCAGAUACAACACCUAGACGACCGUUGAAAGACAGGAUCGCUGGUGUACCACGCAAUAUCAUUCGUAGCUUGACAACCAAGGAAGGCCUCAUAGGAGACUACGACUAUGCCUUCCUGUUCACGCCAAAAUUGCCCUUCAUGAAGAAGUCGCGGCAAACAGCACCAUUCUUCGGCCUCAAUGACAAGAUGCCAAUUUUCCUUGCAUUGAUAUUGGGCUUCCAGCAUGCUUUGGCGAUGUUGGCUGGUCUGAUCACUCCGCCCAUUAUCCUCUCAGGAAGUGGCGGUGCUGCCUUGGACACCGACACUGCCCAGUAUCUCGUGUCAACAUCGUUGAUCGUCUGUGGGCUUUUAUCGGCAGUGCAAAUCACCAGAUUCCACAUCUACAAGACUUCAUAUUUCAUCGGCACAGGCCUGAUCUCCGUUGUUGGCACGUCAUUUGCGACCAUUCCUGUUGCUCUUGGAGGGCUGUCGCAGAUGUAUGAAAGCGGCUUCUGUCCAAGCCGGGAGGUCGACGGCGUACUGACCCGGUUACCAUGCCCUCAAGGCUACGGUGCCAUCAUCGGGACUGCUUGCAUAUGCGCUCUCUUGGAAAUAGGGCUUUCAUUCGCACCAGCUAAAGUUCUUAAACGCGUGUUCCCACCCUUGGUCACUGGACCGACAGUUGUACUGAUAGGUGUCAAUCUCAUUGGUACAGGCUUUGAGAACUGGGCUGGUGGCUCUGGUACAUGUAGAUCCCGACCCGAAGAAGGUCUUUUCAGACUAUGCCCUACCAUUAACGCUCCUCAUCCUCUUCCAUGGGGCUCGGCUCAAUUCAUUGGUCUAGGCUUCAGUGUAUUUGCCACCAUUAUCCUGUGCGAGAGAUUCGGAAGUCCCAUAAUGAAAUCUUGUGCCGUCGUGGUCGGGCUACUUGUUGGCUGUAUCAUCGCGGCUGCUACUGGUUACUUCGACGAUGCUGGCAUCACCAGAGCACCUGCUGCCUCUUUCAUUUGGGUUAAGACUUUUCCCUUGUCACUCUAUGGGCCCAUGGUAUUACCGUUCCUGGCGGUAUUCCUUGUCCUCAUGAUGGAAGCCAUUGGCGACAUAACAGCUAGCUGCGACGUUUCGCGCCUAGAAGUUGAAGGCCGCACAUUCGAAUCACGCAUCCAGGGCGGUGUCUUAGCCGACGGCCUCAAUGGCAUGCUCGCCUGUCUGUGCACAAUCACUCCCGUCUCGACAUUCGCCCAGAAUAACGGCGUCAUUGCCCUUACUCGAUGUGCGAAUAGAAAAGCUGGAUAUUGCUGCUGCUUUUUUCUUGUGGUAAUGGGUGUUUUCUCGAAAUUCGCAGCCGCGCUGGUCGCAAUCCCUUCCGCUGUUCUCGGUGGUAUGACGACAUUCCUCUUCUCGGCUGUCGCCAUCUCAGGUAUUCGCAUUAUCUCGACCGUACCAUUCACGCGACGCAACAGAUUCAUUCUGACUGCGGCCAUGAGCGUCGGCUUCGGUGCGACAUUGGUACCCGAUUGGUUUGCAUAUGUGUUCACCUACGAGGGCGACAAUGGCGCAUUGCGAGGGCUCAUGAACGCCGUGGAGCUGGUGAUGGAGACAGGUUUCGCAGUGACGGCGUUCCUCUCACUUUUUUUCAAUCUGAUUCUUCCAGAAGAGUUGGAGGACGAAGCCAUGGAGAUGACGGCGAAUACUGUCGAUGAGAGGGAUGACGAGAAGGAAUGGGAGCGCAUUCGUCGGCCAAGUCAGAUUAAAGCUAUGCGGAAGAGCGAGGACAUUAGGCAGAGCACAGAUGUGGAAGCCUCGUCUAUUGGGGGAAACAAGACGACGACUAUCAGGGACGACUAG
This is a messenger RNA of Exophiala bonariae, 1848 nucleotides long. RefSeq lists its product as uncharacterized. Bases 1 to 1848 code for a protein of 615 amino acids. The record is from RefSeq and is a predicted model, not a curated record. Gene Ontology annotation, cellular component: plasma membrane; fungal-type vacuole. Gene Ontology annotation, biological process: transmembrane transport; xanthine transport. Gene Ontology annotation, molecular function: xanthine transmembrane transporter activity. Lineage: Eukaryota; Fungi; Ascomycota; Eurotiomycetes; Chaetothyriales; Herpotrichiellaceae. The transcript is spliced from 5 exons.